Molecule: messenger RNA, 1620 nt
Organism: Orbilia oligospora ATCC 24927
Lineage: Eukaryota; Fungi; Ascomycota; Orbiliomycetes; Orbiliales; Orbiliaceae
Exons: 5
Coding region: 1-1620 (539 amino acids)
Biological process (GO): maturation of SSU-rRNA from tricistronic rRNA transcript (SSU-rRNA, 5.8S rRNA, LSU-rRNA)
Cellular component (GO): nucleolus; nucleus
Source: RefSeq, a predicted model, not a curated record
AUGCCUUCGCGGUCGCUAUCACUUGCCGAACAGAUUGCGCAGCUGUCAAACCCGGCGCCAGCAGAAUUCGACCCAGAAUCAGUACAAGAUCCAUACGCCUCCGACAACGAUGACGGCUCAGAUGUAGCCAGUGAAGCAGAUUCCAAUGCAGGGAGGGAACAUUAUGUCGAAGUAGGAAAGAGCAAACUUCGCAAAGACGAGGAUUUACAUCUACAUCCAAAAUACAAUGGAGCUACGAUAAGUCGGGACGACCUAUACGGAGAUGGAGGAUCGGACAAUGACGACGAGGAGGACGAGGAGAGUGAUGUAGAAGAAGGCGAUGAUGGCGAAGAUUCCGACGCGAGCGAGGAGGAUGAUCAUGAUUCUGAGGAUGGUGGUGUUAGGUUAUCUGUUUCGCCUGAGUCGAAGGCUGGGAAGGCUGUGAAGUCGAGGCAGGCUACAAUAUCUGGCUAUGAUGAUGAUGAGGGUAGCGAUGAGGGCAGCGAUGAGGGGGAUAUGGAAGAUAUGAGGUCGGAUGAGGAUAUGGAUGAGGACGAUGAAGAUGAAGAUGAUGAUGAGGACGAUGACGACGACGACGAAGAUAUGGACGACGAUGAUGACGAAGAUGCCCGGAAAUCUCAAAGGGACGAGCUUCGGAGCAUGAUGGCCCAAGAAAAAAAGGAUGUCGUGGCAAACUUGUCGCAAUCUGCGAAAGCUGACGCAGAUAAAGGUUUAGCUGUGCGCGGCCAGAGGGCUUUCUUCGACGAGUGCUUAAAAUCUCGAAUGCAAAUAAAAAAUGCUCUGAUAUCUGUCAACUCUCUGCCCAAAGAGCCGCUAGAUUCCUCUGAUGAUACCGUCCGAGCAGCCGAAGAUGCUGCAAUUGCGCUCUGGAAUACGAUAUCGCAACUGCGACAUGACCUCGUUAAGUCCCGAGAUGGAAAAGAUUCCAAGAAGGCAACGAAUAAGAGGAAACAUGAGGAUAUAACUCGGGAUACCAACCUAGACCAAGUUUGGGGAGCCAUGAAGAAGAUGGAAUCGAACAGCGCAGUAUAUCGAACUUCAACUUUAGAGAAAUGGUCAUCAAGAGUGCAAGCUUCAGCAAAUAUUGUUCCGACAUCGAAGAAGCUUAACCAAUCUACAACGGUGCAGACUAUAUCUUCUCAACUACGAGAGCAUCUUGUGGAUGUAUCUGGGGAAGUGGCCAAGUCCAAGGUGCCACAGGAGUCAGCACCGGUACAGAAGGCUCGAAAGGUCGACGAAGACGCAAGCAUCUACGAUGAUACAGACUUCUACAAGCGACUGCUCUUGGUGCUACUGGAACAGAGAGGCAACAGUGCUACUAAUGGAGGGGUUAUCCAACUUGCUCCUGCUGAUCUUCAGGAACUUAAGGUCAAGAAGAAGAGAGCGAACGUGGACACGAAGGCUUCGAAGGGAAGAAAGUUGAGGUACCACGUUCAUGAGAAGCUUCAGAAUUUCAUGAUGCCAGAUGAUUCGCUGUCAUGGCAUGGUCAACAGAUAGAUGAAUUCUUUUCAAGUUUAAUGGGUCAAAAGAGGCGGAUGCUUGAUGAGCAGUCUGAGGACGAAGAGGACGAUGGUAUGAUUCCAGUGUCGCAGCUCUUCAGGAAUGUUGCAGUUGCUUGA